Messenger RNA from Zonotrichia leucophrys gambelii, 680 nucleotides. Its product is annotated as serine/threonine-protein kinase PAK 3-like. Gene Ontology annotation, cellular component: cytoplasm. The annotation marks the transcript as partial. Gene Ontology annotation, biological process: protein phosphorylation; regulation of MAPK cascade; intracellular signal transduction. NCBI's taxonomy places the organism in Eukaryota, Metazoa, Chordata, Aves, Passeriformes, Passerellidae. The record is from RefSeq and is a predicted model, not a curated record. The transcript is spliced from 6 exons. Gene Ontology annotation, molecular function: ATP binding; protein serine/threonine kinase activity.
GGCACUGGAAGCACAGGGCCUUGGAAUUUGCAGAGAUCAGCCCUGGGACAGGAGAAGAUCAAGGCAGAGCCACAAGCAGAGCUGCCCAAAGCUCAGAGUGCCAUCAUGGAUGUGAAGAGAAAGAACAAGGAAGACAUGGGAAGAAUUCAAGAGGAGAAUCUCCAUCAGUACAGGAGCCAUCAACAAAACCAGGUGCGAGUGUUGACAUCUCACCGGGCAGCCUGCGAAGAAUUCCAGCCAAUGUCUGGCAAUGAAGGACCCCAAGUUUGGAGUGAGGCACAGGAACAGUGCCCACCAGAAGUGCUCCAGGUCCAGCACAUCAUGGGCUCUGAUCCUGCUGCCGCAGCAGCAUCAUCCCAAGGAAGCCUUUCUGUUGAACCUCGGAGCUCAAGCUCGGGCAGUUACUUCAUCUCCCUGAAAGAGGAGACUGAGGAGAAGCACCUGGAGAUGCUGGAGAGAAUGGUGAACCAGGAAAAUCCCAUUGUGAUAUACACCGAAAUGGAACACAUUGGCAGCGGGGGUUUUGGACAAGUGGUCAGAGCACUCAACAAUGCCACAGGAGGAGAGGUGGCCAUAAAGAAAAUACAUCUUCAAGGACUGAGAACGAAGGAACUAACUGUUAAUGAAAUCAUGAUCAUGAAGAAGUGUAGGAGUCCCAGUGUUGUGAAUUAUUUAGACAG